Messenger RNA from Fusarium keratoplasticum, 345 nucleotides. Its product is annotated as Cyclin-dependent kinases regulatory subunit. Gene Ontology annotation, biological process: regulation of mitotic cell cycle. The coding region runs from base 1 to 345 and encodes 114 amino acids. The transcript is spliced from 3 exons. Gene Ontology annotation, cellular component: SCF ubiquitin ligase complex; cyclin-dependent protein kinase holoenzyme complex. Gene Ontology annotation, molecular function: protein kinase binding; histone binding; ubiquitin binding. The record is from RefSeq and is a predicted model, not a curated record. NCBI's taxonomy places the organism in Eukaryota, Fungi, Ascomycota, Sordariomycetes, Hypocreales, Nectriaceae.
AUGCCCAUGGACAUUGACACCUCUCGCCGGAAUAAGUCGCCCCGGCCUCUUUCAGACUCUGAGCGCGCACGAUUAGAAGAGUACAUCGACUCCAUCCACUACUCGGCCCGAUACUCGGACAGUGAAUUCGAAUACCGCCAUGUCCAGCUUCCCAAAGCCAUGCUCAAGGCCAUCCCCAAGGAUUACCACGACACUGCCAAGGGUACCCUCAAGCUCUUGUGGGAGGAGGAAUGGCGAGCUCUUGGCAUCACUCAGAGUCUAGGAUGGGAGCAUUACGAAGUUCAUGAGCCAGAGCCACACAUCCUCUUGUUCAAGCGAGAACUCAACUUCCAACCACCUCAGUAA